Erythranthe guttata (spotted monkey flower) is the source of this 423-nucleotide messenger RNA. The record is from RefSeq and is a predicted model, not a curated record. NCBI's taxonomy places the organism in Eukaryota, Viridiplantae, Streptophyta, Magnoliopsida, Lamiales, Phrymaceae.
AUUGGAUUAAAUUUAUGAAGAGUGUGGGCCUAAUGAGGAAUCGGAUAAGCAGGCCCAAUAUGUAAAAACAAUAAGGCCCUUUGAUUUAGACCUUAGUAUUGUCAUUUGGCGGCAACGUAAUUUUUUCAGUCACCUGCGCGGAGGAUUGAUGGGUGAAGAAGCAGAGGAGCUCCGCCCUAGUUCGGACUCCGCCGCCGGAGUUAAGGAAACACUCUUUGAUGGCGGAAACUCCUGGCCGGCCGUACACUACGACGUCGCUCCAUAUAGAACCUACCAUUUCUUCCAGCAGUUUAGAACCGCCGAUUCGAACCCUAACAACUUUCUGAAGGGCGUCAAAUGGUCGCCGGAUGGUUCGUGCCUCCUAACUUGCUCCGACGAUAAUACCCUCCCGAUUUUCAGCUUGUAAGCUUAUUGAUCAUGAUG